AUGUCACCUUCUGCAUGCGACCGUGUCAUCGCCGUGCCAGAGCUGUGCAAGCUCAUACUACUCGCACUACCACCAAAAGACCUUCUCCUAUCGCAACGCAUCAACAAGACUAUCCGGACAAUCAUCACCGAGACUCCAUCCCUCCAGCGCCGCCUCUUUUUCGCCACUCAACCACAAUCAGCCGAGCUGGACAACGAGCUGCCCAAGAACCGAGACGAGGUCAACGAGCUUGCACUCGACACAAGCAGCUGGCUCUUUCCUGAGCUGUCAGAGUUCUAUGCCUGGAGCUCUCACAUCACACACAGCAUCACAAAUUACGAUAGACUCCACGCCGAGGUACGAAUCAUCCAUGUAGGCGAGGACACUCUGUCGAACAUCCUCGCAAACAGCAAAUGUUCCUACAUGGACAUGUUCCUCCAAGCACGCGCUCUUCCGACUGAAGUCACGAUCGACAGUACGAAUGAGCACCUCAGACGCAUCCACUGGGGCCAGGCAUCGAUUAACAUCAAGUCCAGCACAUUGCGCGAGGUGUUCGAGAUGGCGAAGAGCCUGGAGAGGGCAGCGCGGAGGAAGGAGGAGGAUGUCAGAUACGAGUUGGAGUGGGAGUGGGAUGAGGCGAGUAUGCUGGCUUACGAUUACGAGCGGCCUGAGUUCAACUUCAAUUGGAAGAAGUUCUUCAACCAGGAUCAAAUUGACAAGGUGAUGGAGAAGCCGGACUUCAUAGUUGGCUGA
Molecule: messenger RNA, 732 nt
Organism: Fulvia fulva
Lineage: Eukaryota; Fungi; Ascomycota; Dothideomycetes; Mycosphaerellales; Mycosphaerellaceae
Exons: 1
Coding region: 1-732 (243 amino acids)
Source: RefSeq, a predicted model, not a curated record